This is a messenger RNA of Caenorhabditis remanei, 540 nucleotides long. RefSeq lists its product as uncharacterized. The coding region runs from base 1 to 540 and encodes 179 amino acids. NCBI's taxonomy places the organism in Eukaryota, Metazoa, Nematoda, Chromadorea, Rhabditida, Rhabditidae. The record is from RefSeq and is a predicted model, not a curated record. The transcript has 3 exons.
AUGGGCGGCUAUUUUUCCAAACUUGAAAAAUCUCCAUCAAAGGGCGUAUCUGAUGUUCCCAAGAUUCUCAUUAAUGAUACCCCGAUUGAGAAUGCAGCUGAAAGCUUCAAAACCGGUGAAAAAUUGAUCAAACCUGAUCCUGAUCACCGUGGUAAAUGGAUUCAAUGUGAUGGAACUUAUGAAGAGAUGAGUGCCGAAUCUGGAAAAAUGAUUGCAACAUUCAACCUUUUGCAGUCGUGCUAUAACUGCAUCCCACUGCUAAAAAAUUACCUUUGUGAAGAUUUGAUCAGCUUCACCUUUUCUCUUGCAAACAUGUGGAAAACUUACUUCGUGAGAAACGGUUGGGGUGAAAACGGUACAAAUGGAGAAGCUGAAAUCGUUGAAAUAGGAUACGGUAGACUCUUCAUGAUUCGUGGUGAAAUCGAAAACAUGCAACAAAAUAAACUUCAAGAUUUCCAACGCCGAGAACUAGUACUCAAAACUUGGAUUUACGAAGUUUCGGACGCCAUUCAGCUUUUGAAACUCCGCAUCGAUGUUUAA